This is a messenger RNA of Eubalaena glacialis (North Atlantic right whale), 1804 nucleotides long. RefSeq names its product BAG cochaperone 5 (gene BAG5). The record is from RefSeq and is a predicted model, not a curated record. Gene Ontology annotation, biological process: regulation of inclusion body assembly; protein stabilization; negative regulation of protein ubiquitination. Lineage: Eukaryota; Metazoa; Chordata; Mammalia; Artiodactyla; Balaenidae. Gene Ontology annotation, cellular component: cytoplasm; nucleus; cytosol. The transcript is spliced from 2 exons. Bases 300 to 1643 code for a protein of 447 amino acids. Gene Ontology annotation, molecular function: adenyl-nucleotide exchange factor activity; protein-folding chaperone binding.
CGACCGUGAGCUUGCCCGGCAUGUGACAGGCUGCGUGGGCGGCCGAACGGCGCGAGCGCGCCCGGGUGGCAGCUCCUCGGGCGCGGGCAUUCCGGGGGACUGCGCUAGGCGGCUAGCGGCGGGCUCAGCAAGGGUCGAGGUGCAGCGCAGACGCCGGAGGACUUUUUCCCAGGGCGGGGAGUGUUCGGCCCGGGGGCGGGGCUGCCGGGCCCGGCGACAGCAGGACUGCGGGGCGUUGGCGGCAAAGCGUGCGAUGGCGCGGGCGGCGCAGUGCUUGUGAAACUGAACACAACAAAAGUAUGGAGAUGGGAAACCAACAUCCUUCUAUUAGUAGGCUUCAGGAAAUCCAAAAGGAGGUAAAAAGCAUAGAACAGCAAGUAAUUGGUUUCAGUGGUCUGUCAGACGACAAGAAUUACAAGAAACUGGAGAGGAUUCUAACAAAACAACUUUUUGAAAUAGACUCGGUAGAUACUGAAGGAAAAGGAGAUAUUCAGCAAGCUAGGAAGAGGGCAGCACAAGAGACAGAGCAUCUCCUCAAAGAGUUGGAGCAGAAUGCAAACCACCCACACCGGAUCGAAAUACAGAACAUUUUUAAAGAAGCCCAGUCCCUGGUGAAAGAGAAGAUUGUGCCAUUUUAUAGUGGAGGCAACUGCGUAACUGAUGAGUUUGAAGAAGGCAUCCAGGAUGUCAUUUUGAGGCUGACACACGUUAAAACUGGAGGCAAGAUCUCCUUGCGGAAAGCACGGUAUCACACUUUAACCAAAAUCUGUGCAGUGCAAGAGAUUAUCGAGGACUGCAUGAAAAAGCAGCCUUCCCUGCCGCUUUCUGAGGACGCACAUCCCUCAGUUGCCAAAAUUAACUCUGUGAUGUGUGAAGUGAACAAGGCCAGAGGCACUCUGAUUGCCCUUCUUAUGGGAGUGAACAGUAAUGAGACUUGCAAGCACUUAUCUUGUGUGCUCUCGGGGCUGAUGGCUGAUCUGGAUGCUUUAGACGUGUGCGGGCGCACAGAAAUCAGAAAUUACCGGAAGGAGGUCGUGGAAGAUAUCAACCAGUUAUUGAGGUACUUGGAUUUAGAAGAGGAAGCAGAUACCACUCAUGCGUUUGACCUGGGGCAGAAUCAUUCCAUUUUAAAAAUAGAAAAGGUCCUCAAGAGAAUGAGAGAAAUAAAAAACGAACUUCUUCAAGCACAGAAUCCUUCAGAAUUGUACCUGAGCUCCAAAACAGAACUGCAGGGUUUGAUUGGACAGUUGGAUGAGGUAAGUCUUGAAAAAAACCCCUGCAUCCGGGAAGCCAGGAGAAGAGCGGUGAUUGAAGUUCAGACCCUCAUCACUUACAUCGACUUGAAGGAAGCCCUUGAGAAAAGAAAGCUGUUUGUUUGUGAGGAGCACCCCUCACACAGAGCGGUCUGGAACGUCCUGGGAAACUUGUCAGAGAUCCAGGGGGAAGUUCUCUCAUUUGAUGGCAGUCGAAAUGAUAAGAACUACGUCCGGCUGGAAGAGCUGCUCACCAAGCAGCUGCUUGCCCUGGACGCCGUUGACCCGCAGGGAGAGGAGACGUGUAAGGCUGCCCGGAAACAGGCAGUGAAGCUUGCACAGAAUAUUCUCAGCUAUCUCGACUUGAAAUCCGAUGAAUGGGAGUACUAAAACGCCAGAGAGCCCAUGGUUGAUCAUUCUUAUUUUGCACUUUAUAUAUGUGUCUGUGUAUUUAUAGAGAGCUUUCAGUUUGUUGAGCCUGAAUGUGAUUUAUACAUGCAUAUGUCAAUCUCAGUAUUUAUGAUUUAAGCAAAUUAUAUUCAGUAUCUCUG